Oncorhynchus mykiss (rainbow trout) is the source of this 4415-nucleotide messenger RNA. RefSeq names its product calcipressin-3. The record is from RefSeq and is a predicted model, not a curated record. Gene Ontology annotation, molecular function: nucleic acid binding; calcium-dependent protein serine/threonine phosphatase regulator activity. Gene Ontology annotation, cellular component: cytoplasm; nucleus. Gene Ontology annotation, biological process: calcium-mediated signaling. NCBI's taxonomy places the organism in Eukaryota, Metazoa, Chordata, Actinopteri, Salmoniformes, Salmonidae.
CUGGUGUAGGCUGCAUCAGAUAUUGUACAAUAAUCUAAUGUAAAGAAACACUGCGUCAGAGAGAUACAUCAACAACUGUAACCAACUGUUUUUCUUCAGGCGACAGUGAAUGUUGAUAUUUCCGGCUGGACUGUCUUGACCAGAAAUCAUAUUGACAUUCUGGAAUAUUUAUUUUUUGCUCAAUGAUAGUGUCUUGUCCCAGCUAGAAGACCCAGAAAAGUUCCACCCCCCCUAGCGGCUCACCUCUCCAUCCUCUGUUCCCUGCCUCUGUGUCUUUGGACCUGGGUAGCCAUGCUGCGGGAGGGGGCCAAGGCCUGGAGCAACGUCUCGGAGGCCUACAGCAGCGACCCUGAAGAGGAGGAGGAGGAGGACAUGGUAUGUGAGGAAGACGAGGACAGAGAGGAAGAGAUGAUGGACCUGAGUGAGCUGCCCACCACCCUGUUCGCCUGCAGUGUCCACGAGGCCGUGUUCGAGGAGGACCGCCACCGGCUACGAAAGGGAAUGCCAUCUAUAAAUAUGAAACUGGAGAUGGUGACCAUCAUCGCCUGCGAGGUAGACACAGAGGUGUUUACGUCCGACAAGCUGCAGGAGAGGUUCGAGGCCCUGUUCAGGAUCUAUGACGAACAGACGUCCUUCCAGAUGUUCAAGAGCUUCAGGCGAGUCCGCAUCAGUUUCAGCACUCCGGAGGCGGCCGCCCGCGCUCGCAUCGAGCUCCAUGAGACUGAGUUCAACGGCAAGCAGCUCAAGCUCUACUUUGCCCAGAUUCAGAAUUCUGGGGAGGAUAUAGACAAGUCGUACCUGGCUCCUCCUGCUCCCGUCAAACAGUUCCUCAUCUCUCCCCCUGCCUCGCCACCCGUGGGCUGGAGCCAGAGCGAAGACGCAACGCCUGUUAUCAACUAUGACCUGCUGUGCGCAGUGGCCAAGCUGGGCCCAGGGGAGAAGUAUGAACUGCAUGCGGGCACUGAGUCAACCCCCAGCGUUGUGGUGCAUGUGUGCGACAGCGAUGCAGAGGAUGACAACGACGAAGCGCGGCCCAAGCAGAAACAGCAGAUUGUCCAAACCCGGCGCCCCGACGGCCCGUCGCAAGUCCUGAACUAGGACGCCCGUUACGGACCCCACUCCUACGACCCCAACACACACACGCACCAAGCCCUGUCUUCUCUGUCUCAGGAGUCGCACAGCAAGACAACGCCCCUCAUUUCAGUUCAACCCAAAACACACAAACAGCAGACAGUUGGUGGUGUUUGUGGAGGGAGCAUGGCUAUUGGAUGGGAUGAGGCGGCCUGGCCUGUAUGGACGAUGGAGGAUGGAUGAGAUUUACACACACUCAUCACACUCAAAGGAAAGGGAGGGAGGGGUGAGGGUGCCUAACUCUUGACCCCUGACCUCGGAUCAGCCAGGGGCAGUAAUGUAACAACUUGUCCUCCUAAAGCAGGCCCCCUGUCAUAGAUUAUACACUCAGCUCUCAUCUGUAGUAGUUCUUCUGUAGUAGUACUUAUUUCCUUCCUGCUUACUGUCACUGGUUAGUUGUGUCACGCAGUGGUCUUUCGGGGACAUGCUAUACCUCUAAUGACGUUUUGAGUUUUUAAACUUUUGUUUUAUAUACAUUUGUUCUUCUGAUUGUUUGUCUGUUCUUCUUCUGCUAUUUAUGAUAUCAGCUGAUUGGUUGUUUCUGCUAACACAGAAUUAGGAUUGGUUGUCUGGUAUUCCUCUUCUUGUCUUCAUGUAUAUAUAAGAACAUACUCCUACAGAGACUCAAACACUAAACUGUUAUAUAAAGCAAAGGAACCUAUGGAGGUCACACUAAUUAGCAACAGGUGGCCAUGUGGUAACAUCAAAGUUGUGGUGGUGUUUGCAUUUUAUUUCAUUUUUGGGGAGGGGUCUGCUUAUGUCCUUUUAAUCAGAGAGGUGUCAAUUGACGUGUUGCUGAACUAGGUGUGCAUUCUUCUUAACAUGUAUUUGAUACCACAAACAAUUGUUUUUUUGCAUGCUUACUAACGUAGUCGGGAGCUGAGGCAUUUUAUACUGGUCAAGAUGACAGGGAAAUGGAAUGAAGCUUUUGACGACACGCAUAUCUCUAGUUUUAUAGUGUCAGGUGAGAGGGGAGAGGCUGGCUGGGUGAGUAAAAAGACAGAGUGAAUGAGACCUUUACAGUGUGAGUAAAAGCCUAAGAGUUGGGCUUUAGGAUAGGAGUAAAAGCCUAAGAGUUGGGCUUUAGGAUAGGAGUAAAAGCCUAAGAGUUGAGCUUUAGGAUACAAGUAAAGCCUAAGAGUUGGGCUUUAGGAUAGGAAUAAAAGCCUAAGAGUUGAGCUUUAGAGUAAAAGUAAAAGCUAAGAGUUGGGCUCUAGAGUAGAAGCAAAAACUAAGAGUUGAGCUUUAGAGUAGAAGUAAAGGCUAAGAGUUGGGCUUUAGAGUAGAAGUAAAGGCUAAGAUUAAUCUCCUACAGGAAUGUUGGCAUUUUCAGAGGGCAUUUAUUUUUAUUCCAUCUUUCCGGUAAUGUUUUGGGGUCUUUUUAUGAUAUCAACACAGCUUUCUUCUUCUCAGACCUAAAUGGCUUGUUUUACACUGAAAAUCUCCCAAUCUCUCAAUCUCUGGAGCUAUACUAAAGGAAUGUCCUGAUUUUCCUCUGUCAGCUCUUAAAAUAUAAGACUGCUUCUUAGUUCUUGCUGUAAAUAGCUCAAUAGUCAUUAGGUGGAAAAAGUCCAUUAGGUUUUAAUGAUUGACAUUAAGCGUUGGUGAGAAAUUGAAAAAGUUUCCUUUGCCACCCAGCCUCUGGAGAUAUAAAAACAAAGCCUUCAUCUCACCUUGCAGUCACAGCACAAACCUUUGGAAACUCAAGAAACUAAAGAGAAAGUUUUUUUUUUUAAAGUUAUUAAAAAUUAGUAUUAUUGUCACAUGAAAUGUGAAGGGUCAGCCAUAGUAGUAAAGCAAAUUACUCUAAUUUGGAAUACUGCUGCAUUAACAGUUGUUACUUUGCUCACAGCAACUCCCAAAUACAAUUAAUAAUUACUUAAUUUACUGUGCUUUUAGUCAUUCAUUUGAAUCCUAUCCUAAAUAUCUCAGGAGUAAAUUUAAGAGUAACUUUUACCAGAAUGAUAGAUGUUUCUCCUGACCAUGCACUUUGAAUAACAACAAGCAUAAAAUGUCAACUAUAAUGUAAUGUGUCUGUUAUUGGUCUGUCUGCAUGCGAGCACUUUAUUGUCAGCAGUCUUUUUUCUUCUCACUGUAAAGGCAGUCUUUUUUCUUCUCACUGUAAAGGCAGUCUUUUUUCUUCUCACUGUAAAGGCAGUCUUUUUUCUUCUCACUGUAAAGGCAGUCUUUUUUCUUCUCACUGUAAAGGCAGUCUUUUUUCUUCUCACUGUAAAGGCAGUCUUUUUUCUUCUCACUGUAAAGGCAGUCUUUUUUUCUUCUCACUGUAAAGGCAGUCUUUUUUCUUCUCAUUUUAGAGCCAGUCUUGCUAGAGAGAAUGUUCUGUAUUUCUUUUGUUAUUUUUUUAAUCUUCUGUUUUUCAAGAUGAACACCUGGGUAGCCUUCUCACUAGCAGAGCAGCGUGAGUUUAACACUCAACAUCUCUUGCUACUGGGGUUUUUGAAGGCUCGGAGGCCUUUGGAUAUAUGUGCAGGAGUGUACCACUGAAUAGGUGUGGUAGGAAGAACAGGAACAUGUGUCUUUUGAGAUGAUGGUUGGUUGCAACCACAGAACAAAGGUGUGUUUUUGUUAGUGUUUGUCCCUGGAACAUAAUUUCAAGUGCAAGCUUUGUCCUUUCAGAGGUGACUUCUAAAAACCAAGCAGCCAGCGAGUGUUGAAACGCAAUGCAAUGGCACAGAAACUUUCUAGUUGUGCUGACUGGUGAUAAUAUUGCUGAUUGAUGACUAAGAUAAUGAUUAUGUUGACGAGGCUGAUCUGAUGUUUUCUACCGACUGCUGUCUCUGAAACUGGGAGCAUUUUGGGUCACAGGCGAAACGAGAAACAUUUAUAGUGAUGUUGUUGCCGACGCCAGUUCCAGUAUGCGGCUAAAAAAAUGUUGGCUUCUAAUUUUAUGUUGAUGUAAAGAUAAAAAAUAAACAAAAAGUUCUGAAAUGCUCGAUCAAAUCAAUUCUUAUUGUGUCGUGUUAAAAACUGACUCAAUGUUGUUUUUUUUGGAACGUCUACAAAGCAAAACGGUCAAUACUGUCCGUUACUGUUGCAUACUGUUCUGUUGAAAUCUGAAUAUUAUGUCUAGUACUGUAGUUAUCCAGAACACGAAGUAGCAAUCAAGCAAUAAUUUACAGUUAUAUACAGGUAUCUGUAUUUUAUGUUGUGUACUAAUUUCCAGAGUUUGUUGUCUCUGACUGUUACAACAGUACUUGCUUAUAUUUGUGUGGUAUGAUGGUCAUUCGUUUCACAUGAGAAAUACAUAAAGAACUAUUCUUAAA